AUGGCCGAGUCGUCCUUCAAGCAGAAGACGAUGAAGAGGAAGAACGUCAAGGGUCUCGCCCUCAGCGCUCCUGCCCCCAAACCCGCUCCUUCCGCCGGUGAUGCCCAAAUACCCGGCGCCCGAGCCAACGACGAGAAGCAGGAUACCCUGGAGAUUGGUGUUGAGUUCCAGCUGGACCUAAAGGCCGAGGACCUGAUAGUGCUGCGCGAAUUGGGUCACGGAAAUGGAGGAACAGUCAGCAAGGUGCAGCAUGCUGCUACCAAGGUCAUCAUGGCGCGGAAGGUUAUCCACGUCGAGGCCAAGAACGAAGUCCGAAAACGAAUCGUGCGAGAACUCCGAAUCAUGCACGACUGCAACUCACCCUACAUUGUCGACUUCUAUGGCGCCUUCCAAAAUCCUUCCGGCGAUGUCAUCAUGUGCAUGGAGUACAUGGACGUGGGGUCACUCGACUGGGUCUCACGAUCAUUCGGACCCGUCCGUGUCGACGUUCUCGGAAAGAUUUCAGAAGCCGUGCUCGGCGGCCUCGCCUACCUUUACAGCGCCCACCGUAUCAUGCAUCGCGACCUCAAACCCUCGAACAUCCUCGUCAACUCAAAAGGAAACAUCAAGCUUUGUGACUUUGGUGUCUCAAGUGAACUCGAGGGGUCUAUUGCCGAGACUUUCGUAGGAACAGGCACAUACAUGGCGCCGGAGCGGAUACAAGGUUCUCCCUACACCGUCAAAUCGGAUGUAUGGAGUGUUGGCCUGACACUUAUGGAGUUGGCCAUUGGCAAGUUUCCAUUCUCUGGAAGCGCGGAUGAUGACGAAGCUGGAGGCCCUCAAGGUAUUCUGGAUCUCUUGCAGCAAAUCGUGUUGGAACCUUCCCCCAAGCUACCAAAGAGCGAUGCCUUCCCAUCCAUUCUGGAGGACAUGAUUGCGAAGUGUUUGAUGAAGGAUCCAGCGGAGCGACCAACUCCCAAGGAGCUAUACGACCACGAUGCCUUCCUCCAAGCCGCAAAGCGCACUCCUGUCAACCUCGAAGCAUGGGCCAUAUCCAUGAUCGAGCACAACAAGCGCAAAUCUCAUCUCGCCCCCACCGCUCCUGCAGCGGACAUCAAAGAGAAGCUCCGCGAGCGAUCUCCUCCCCACAAGCGUGAAUCCAGCGACCCCAGGCAAAGAGUAGCCAAUGGCGACCCCGAACCAGCACCACGACGACCUUCAUACCCCACACGGACAUCGAGCAGUUCCAAUGUCAUGAACCUACCUAUGCGACCUGCGCCAUCUGUGGACGGUCCGGGUAGCAGACCGGGUAGUCGAGGUCCAUCAGCCAACGGCUUACCACCUCAGCCGAGGAGGUGGAACAGCGAAUCCACAUUUGUAUACGGCUUCUACAACGCGUUCCUUCAUCCGCUCCGCCACUACCCUGGUCCUCUGCUCUGGAGAGCCUUCCGCAUCCCUCAUGUCGUCUCAACACACCGCGGCGAGAUCCACAAACGACUCACUGAAUUCCACACCAAGUAUGGACCCGUCGUGCGUGUGGCUCCUAACGAGCUCUCGUAUGCCAGCAGCCGUGCGUUGAAAGAGAUCUACGUCACUCGCCCUGGUCAUCUACCCUUCGAGCGUAACCGCACUUCAUUCAAGAAGCAGGCCCCAACAGAUCCAAACUCCAUCGUGAACUGGCAUGAAGGCGACCAUGCAAGAUACAAACGAGCCUUCGCCAAUGGCUUCUCGGAGAAGAUCCUGAAAGAACAGGCACCAAUCAUUGAGAGCUACGUUGACCUUUUCAUGACACAGCUCAAGAAAAGAAAGACCAUCGAUCUUGAAAAGUGGCUAAACUAUCUGACCUUUGACAUAUCCGGCGACUUCACAUAUGGCGAGUCCUGGAACUGUGUUGCGAACGGCAAAGCGCAUGCCUGGGUCGACAUUUCCCAAGACUUCGGUAAAGGGCUUGCUUUGAUCCAAUCGACCAACAUGUAUCCACCCGUCGAUAAGCUGCUCCGCUACAUCAUUCCCAAGCGCAUUCUGAAAAGGAGCAUGGAACACCGGAAGAUGAGCUUUGAACAAGCUCGGAAGAGGAUAGCGAUGGAUACGGAGCGUCCGGAUUGGGUGACGCCCACCAAGAAGUACAGCGACCUUAAAGACCCCUUUACAGGCCCUGAGUGGGGCAUAAACCUGCUCGUACUCGCCUUUGCCGGGAGUGAGACAUCAGCUAGUGCCAUGACUGCUAUCAUCAGAUCCCUGGUACAGCACAGGGGUGUGCUGCACCGACUCACCGCGGAUAUCAGGGAGACUUUCCAGAAAGAGAGCGAUAUCACAGUGGCAACAACAGGUAACCUGACGUACCUCAACGCAGUCAUUUCAGAAGGCAUGCGCCUCAAUCCUCCCGUCGUCAUCGGAGUCCCCCGUAUCGCACCUGCAGGCGGCGACAUGGUGUGCGACAAAUGGGUUCCUGAAGGAACCUACGUAGCCUUCAACCAAUUCUCCGCCUACCGCCAAUCCUACAACUUCCGCAACCCAAACUCUUUCAUGCCGGAAAGGUUUCUGGACCCAAAGUCGUUUCACGAAGACGACAUGGACGUCUUUCACCCUUUCCUCGUGGGCAGACACAAGUGCGAUAAGAAGCCCCUGGAGGUCAUUCUGGAUCAUGUUAAUAAGUAG
Messenger RNA from Alternaria ventricosa, 2637 nucleotides. RefSeq lists its product as uncharacterized. The transcript is spliced from 7 exons. The record is from RefSeq and is a predicted model, not a curated record. Bases 1 to 2637 code for a protein of 878 amino acids. Lineage: Eukaryota; Fungi; Ascomycota; Dothideomycetes; Pleosporales; Pleosporaceae. Gene Ontology annotation, biological process: protein phosphorylation. Gene Ontology annotation, molecular function: protein kinase activity; heme binding; oxidoreductase activity, acting on paired donors, with incorporation or reduction of molecular oxygen.